Messenger RNA from Nicotiana tabacum (common tobacco), 735 nucleotides. Its product is annotated as vesicle transport protein GOT1-like. Gene Ontology annotation, biological process: retrograde transport, endosome to Golgi; endoplasmic reticulum to Golgi vesicle-mediated transport. NCBI's taxonomy places the organism in Eukaryota, Viridiplantae, Streptophyta, Magnoliopsida, Solanales, Solanaceae. The record is from RefSeq and is a predicted model, not a curated record.
AUGGUUUCAUUUGAAGAAACUGAUGUUAAGAAGAUUGGGCUUGGAUUGAUUGGAUUUGGUGUAAUGUUUACUCUGCUUGGAGUGUUUCUCUUCUUUGAGAGGAGCUUCGUUGCCAUUGGGAAUAUCCUCCUUCUGUCUGGGGUGACCUUAACCAUUGGAGUGAUGUCUACCUUACAAAUUUUCAUAAAACGACAAAAUUUUAAGGGUUCUGCCUCCUUUGCUGUUGGUUUCGUGCUUAUUAUGCUGGGAUGGCCUGUGCUAGGCAUGAUUUGGGAGACCUGCGGUCUUCUUGUGCUGUUUAGUGGCUUUUGGCCCACUGUUGCUGUUUUUCUGAGGAAGUUACCUAUCGUUGGUGGAAUCUUUCGCCAAUCAUCUGUGUUUUUGUUCUUUCCCCGUAACAGGGUUAACAUGGGUAAACGGAUGCCGAUUUGAGGACCGUAGCCUAAGAGUAAAUGAAUUCUGAAAGAAGAAAACUUUGACCACCUGAAUGAGCUCUAAAGAAAAGAUAAUGGUACUUUGCUGCUAAACUUUGAAACUCAAGCAUGUGGAUAAAGAACAUUCGUUGUCAAACUGGCUAUGUGAUAUUGUGUGUUAGUACUUGUAUCAGUCAAUGAUAUUAGGAGGCAAACAAAACGGAGCCAUACAAGACUCUGAUACACAGAGGUCAUGGAUAAUGCAUGCAACUGUCUCCACUAUUGUCCCAUUUUGUGAUUAAGUCCAAUUUGGUUGAUAUGU